UCCCCGCUCCUACUUUUGACCACCUUCAUUUCCCCCUUUUUAGCAAAGAUCAACAGCGAAAGAUAACAGAAAACGUAAAGCUUUAUAGAAGAAGAAGGGCAGCGAGUUGCAGAAGAGAAUGGGAAACAGCUUAGGGAUUAGAAAAAAGAAAACCGCGAAGGUGAUGAAGAUCGACGGUACUACUUUCCGGCUAAAGCCCCCUCUUUCCGCCGGCGACGUUCUCAAAAACCAUCCCGGCUUCUCCGUCCUCGACGCUGACGAGGUGAAGACGCUCGGCGUUCGCGCUCGCCCCCUCGCCAACGGCGAUCCUAUCCGCGCCGGCCACCUGUACUUCCUCGUCCAUCCCCCCCCCCUCCCCGCCGAUAAUAAUCCCCGCCGCGCUUACUCUGGAAACCUUCGCGUGUCGGCGAAGGACAGACUCGAGUCGCUCUUAUUGUCGCGGCGUGCCGUUUCAGACCUAGCGAUGCAUCACAGGCCGGCGGCGGAGGCGGCGGCGGUGGCGGUGGCGGAGAAAUCGCCGGAUGGAAGCAUGCGGUUGAGGAUGAGGCUGCCGAAAGCGGAGGUGGCGAGGCUUUUGGAGGAGAGUAAGGAUGCCGGCGAGAUUACGAGGAAGAUUGUGGAGCUUGCUGCUUCUGUGAGGUCGACGCAGGGGCCGCCGACGCCGGGGGUUGCGAGGAAGGAGAAACGAACGAGAUUCAUGGAAAUGCCAGCAGAGAUAAUCGCAUAAGUUAGAUUAAUAUUGAAUUAAUAUAAUUUUAUACAGAAUCCGGGGCAAAAAACGCAAAAUACAACAAAGAUAGCUGAAUCAAUUGGAUUACAUAAAUCUUUUUUCUGUAUCUUCCUCAGAGUGGUUUGAAUAGCUGAAGCUUCUGCUUAUGGCUUCCGUCUUCCUCUCCUAUAGUUGCAGACUGCUGUUUUUUUAUCAUUAUUGAGAUGUUACAGACAUGAGAUUCUUCUAAUGUUUCUCAAUGGAAUUAGAAAUAUAAGGUGGUGUUCUAUGUAAUUAAUAUA
Molecule: messenger RNA, 1011 nt
Organism: Phalaenopsis equestris
Lineage: Eukaryota; Viridiplantae; Streptophyta; Magnoliopsida; Asparagales; Orchidaceae
Exons: 2
Coding region: 119-727 (202 amino acids)
Source: RefSeq, a predicted model, not a curated record